Messenger RNA from Rhinocladiella mackenziei CBS 650.93, 2298 nucleotides. RefSeq lists its product as uncharacterized. The record is from RefSeq and is a predicted model, not a curated record. Gene Ontology annotation, biological process: positive regulation of autophagy; cellular response to amino acid starvation; TORC1 signaling. Gene Ontology annotation, cellular component: GATOR1 complex. The transcript has a single exon. The coding region runs from base 1 to 2298 and encodes 765 amino acids. NCBI's taxonomy places the organism in Eukaryota, Fungi, Ascomycota, Eurotiomycetes, Chaetothyriales, Herpotrichiellaceae.
AUGUCGACAGCUGCAACCUCUCCCAAUCCCUCUCUUCUCGCCAUCCUCCUCGUCGCUCAAGGUCGAACUGGUUCUGGUGCUCAAGUUGUAUUUCACUAUCCUCCCGACCCAUUUUCCACUGAUCAUGCCGAUGCGUUGGCGUCGACCGACGAAGAGGAAGGAGAGAGUUCCAGCAGUGAUUCAGAAGAGUCCUCUUCCGAAGAUGACUUUGAGUUGUUCGUGAAGCGAACCAGCGAUGGAGUAGCGGCCAGCCCGGGCCAUGACAAUCGAUCCCAACAGCCGGAUGAAGACGAUGGUCAUUAUCUAGCCAAGAGGGGGACACAAGACAAUGAAGAAUGGAAACCUGCUUGGGAGCCUCUCCUGGGUCUGGGAGAAGAUGGGCUUGUGAGCUUGCUGGCCCCAGGUCGAGCCUGGCACAAACGGAGAUUUGAACUUGGGAUCAAUGAUCUGACCUUUCUGGGUCGACCCGUGUACGCCCGUGAGGAUGGCUUCUGGCGAAAGCCCCGGUCCCCCAAACCGCAGCUGAUUGACGACGAAAGCUCGCACCAAUCUUCUGACGCGAUUCUGAGUGAGAGUGGAAAUGAAGAUCAUGUGAAUGGCCACGGGGCUGCCGCCACCGAGCACGAUUCCCAACAGAAGCGUCACACAAAGCAACCUGCCAAAAGCCAAUUGACAAUGUUCCAUGUUGUAUUUGUGAUGGACCCUCCCAGUUUGGAACACACCCUCCGUGUGAAAGAGAUGUACGAUCACGUUGUCAAGAAAUUUUCCAAGGUCUUGAAGUGGGAACAAUCACAUCACGAUUAUGUCUGGGAGCAAUCGGAAUUACUUCAAUCGAUCAAAUCGACCCAUCUACAACAACAGUCACCCACCAAAGCUCUGUAUACGGAAAUGCUCCGUCGAUCUUCUUUGGCGGCCGCCAUCGCCCGAGUGUUUGACAACAUUUCGACUUCCAAGAUAGCAGCAAUCACACUGGGGUCCAAACUAUCCGUAUCUCUUCAAAUUCCUCCUGUUACUUCGACAUCUUACCUGCCCUCGUUGACCGAACCCCCUCUCGAACCGGGUCUAUGGCUCACCACAGCUACCGAUCCCGCCUCCACAGCGUCUGAUCUCGAUGCGGCAUCGACCACCAGCCCCUUGCAAUUAUCCAAGAAUUUCACUCUUCUACUCAAAUCCAGUCCACAUAAAAUCCUCAAGGACAUUCAAGCCGCAGGAGGUCCGCUAGCAAUGCCGCUCGCCAAUUUCAUUGGAAAAGCAAAUCCGACCAAGUCUUUCUACAAAAUAUCAGUGGCCUCGCAAAUCGCCCUCGGCGAUAUCCAAAAUCUCGCCCGGCAUCUCGUCUACUGGCGCCGUGCCGUAGCAAUUCCGCCACUCCAUCAACGAGACACAUACAUCGUGUCACCCAAUGCAAACAUGAAUAAGCUCGUCUCAGCUUGUAAAGCCUACGAAGCGACAUUUCCCAUGAUGCCAUCCCUGCCCAAGAUGCUGAAUUCUCUCAGCGGCACUCCCGUACCGUUCGGCACCCUGAUCCCCACCAGCGAUCACAAGGAAGAAUACUACCGGGUUCUGGCAUGGCUCAUGCGCGAUGGCUGGGUAACCCAACUGCGAACAUUUGCCUUGGUCCGUGUCGACCCUGAAGUGAAGAAAGCCGUCCGUGAGAAGGAACGCGACGAGAAAGGACCCAAAACACCGAUUACUGGUGCUAUGGACGAGGAGUCUAAAGAGCAGGAGUCGACCCUAUCGAGAAGUUUUGGAAGCGGCAACAGCACUACUCCAGCUACAGCAAACAUAGUGGCCGCCUUCAAACAACGACCUGGUCUCAUCAGCCGGCCCUCCAGUGACGGCCGCCAAUCCAUCUCAACCGACCGUACCAGCAUCCGUGGAACGCAACAACCGAAACACAACCCCAAAGCCGCCAGCCUGAUCUUGUCCCCUCAGCGCGCCUCCCCCGAAGAAUCUCGAUGGCUCGACUACGUCGCCUCGACACUGGUACCUUCACGGUCCCCGUCACGGACAGAUCUGUCUACGUCUCCAACCAAGCAAAACCCUGCCUCCGAUACUGAAACGAAUGCGGACCCCAACACCGAAACGGCUGAAUUACGUCGAUACUGGCCAAUCUUCGUGAAAUACUUUAGCGGCACGGAAGCAUUGGAGCGGAUCCCCGUGCGUGAAGGGCUAAAGAGGAAAUUUGUCUGGGAUAUGUUGACGAAAAUGGGACUGUCGUUCCCUACUGAUGGCAGUGGCGUUGAGGAUGAGAAGGGUGAGAAUAAGAGGCUCCUGGUCACUAUCAGGCACUGGUAA